Molecule: messenger RNA, 1200 nt
Organism: Desarmillaria tabescens
Lineage: Eukaryota; Fungi; Basidiomycota; Agaricomycetes; Agaricales; Physalacriaceae
Product: WD40-repeat-containing domain protein
Exons: 8
Coding region: 1-1200 (399 amino acids)
Molecular function (GO): protein binding
Source: RefSeq, a predicted model, not a curated record
AUGACUAAUAUAGACGCUUCCAAUCUCAUGGUCUCCGAGGCCCACCUUAUCCUUGACCAUUCCCGCAAGGAGAAGGCAGAGAGAACAAAGGAUCUCGGAUCACCUCUACAGCUUCCCGGGAAGGCUCUAGCAAUAGAAAUACUGGGAAAUGACGCAUGGAUAGCGGAAAACACGACUAUUAUCCGCAGAUUAGACCUCGAGACAGGCAAAACUUUGCAAGUGUAUCGCGGCCACACAGGCCCUGUGACAUCUAUCGCUUUCUUCGAAACCGGAACACACAAACUUGUGAUAUCCGGUUCUUGGGAUAAAACCAUCAAAGUGUGGAACAGAGACACGAAAGAACUGCUGUCGUCUACAGACGCUCAUGCCGAUUUCGUCAAAUCUCUUUUGGUUUUUCCAGACCUCAAACUUCUCAUUUCUGGCAGUUCUGACAAGAUUGUGAGAUUCUGGGACCUCUCCUCGAUUUUGGAAGGUCCGUUACGCUCUCUAGGGUCAAUAUCCUCCCAUACUCGGCCUGUAGAAUGCAUCGAUGGCACUGUCAAUUCUGAUCAGUCAGUCGAGCUCUGUACAGGAGACACCAUGGGGGUUAUCAAAGUUUGGCACCUGCAGAAAGAAGGUGGCGCAUCGCCACGCUGGAAGAGUACUCUCAAAUACGAACUGACGCAUCAUCGAACACGGAUAAAUGAUAUGCAUUAUGGGAAUGGACAGCUCUGGACAGCGUCUUCUGAUGAUACUGUUCAGGUCGUUACCGUAAACCCUGCCUCGGAGGCAGACAAAGUACCUCGGUUCAUGACGCAUCCUACAGCAGUUCGGUGUCUUCUCCCAAUAGCAUUGACAGAUCUAGCCGAACCGUACUUGAUUACCGGUUCAGCCGACGUCAUACGCUCAUAUGAUGUGUCCUCUAUUGAGGAGCCGGAGAUCCUAGGUGAGAUUGAUGCACACUGGCACGAUGUCACAGCUUUGCGUCUUUGGAUGCGCAGAUUCACAGGGGAAGACGGGUGUACUCGUGUUGAGCCGUGGGUUCUCAGUGCCAGUCUGGAUGGCACGUUGCGGAAGUGGAAGUUAUCUGAACUUUUAGCUCCACCGCCUCAGGCGACAUCGGCCACGGCCAAAACCACAAGUCCAGUGCCACAGGAACCGCAGUCCAUCUUAACAGAAGAAGAGGAACGGGAGCUGGCCGAGCUCAUGGGUGAUGAUUAA